AUGCCGUCGACUAUUCGAUACACAGAGGCCCCCCAACGGGAUUCUAUGGAUGCCCAGCAGUAUCCUCAGGCCCCUCCAUCGUACCAGGAUGCCUCUGGCCCUUCCGUUGGCGUGUACGGAACCCAGAGAACCGAAGACGAUAAUGUUCCUGAUGACUUCAAGUUCGGAGGUUCUGUCGCGGAAGCAACUCUGCCUAUCCGCAUGCAGUUCGUUCGCAAAGUCUACUCCAUUCUAACCGUCCAGCUCAUCCUUACCACCGGCCUGAGUUCCGUAUCAUUCUUCAACACUGGCUACAAACAUUGGAUACAGUCGCAGCCUUGGCUGAUGAUCGGUUCGCUCAUCGGAGCCAUCGUCUUUAUGCUGCUCACCUACUGGAAACGCAAAAGCUAUCCCACCAACCUUCUAUUCCUCAGUGGCUUUACGCUCCUUGAGGGAUAUGCCGUCAGCGUCAUCACUUCAUUUUAUGACUCCAAGAUCGUCAUGCAGGCGCUUGUGAUAACCAUGGGCUUGUUUAUUGGCUUGACUUUGUUCGCCUGCCAGACCAAAUACGAUUUCACCGGAUGGAUGCCAUAUCUCUUUGGCGCACUCUGGUUCAUGGUUAUUUUCGGCUUCGUGGCAGCUUUCUUCCCUAUGGGUAAGACUAUGGAUCUGGUAUAUGGAGGUGUAGGCGCUUUGAUAUUUAGCGGCUAUAUCCUGGUUGAUACCCAGCUGGUGAUGCGACACUACCAUGUCGAAGAGGAGAUUGCCGCUGCUAUCUCCCUCUACCUAGACAUUAUCAACUUGUUCUUGUCUAUCUUGAGAAUCCUCAACAGCCAGAGCAACAACUAA
Messenger RNA from Arthroderma uncinatum, 828 nucleotides. RefSeq names its product FBL4. Bases 1 to 828 code for a protein of 275 amino acids. Lineage: Eukaryota; Fungi; Ascomycota; Eurotiomycetes; Onygenales; Arthrodermataceae. Gene Ontology annotation, cellular component: membrane. The record is from RefSeq and is a predicted model, not a curated record. The transcript is spliced from 3 exons.